Messenger RNA from Solenopsis invicta (red fire ant), 467 nucleotides. It is a transcript of the gene Cox17, whose product is annotated as cytochrome c oxidase copper chaperone. Gene Ontology annotation, molecular function: copper chaperone activity; copper ion binding. The transcript has 2 exons. Gene Ontology annotation, cellular component: mitochondrial intermembrane space. Lineage: Eukaryota; Metazoa; Arthropoda; Insecta; Hymenoptera; Formicidae. The record is from RefSeq and is a predicted model, not a curated record. Gene Ontology annotation, biological process: mitochondrial respiratory chain complex IV assembly. The coding region runs from base 96 to 284 and encodes 62 amino acids.
UGUACGGGAGUUUCGAAGCGUUAUAGGAAAAAGGCCGCCAUGGCCGCUCUCAGGUUCCUCUUUGGUCACGUUGAAGCUUUUGAUAAUUAAUAAAAAUGGGUAACGCCGCAGCGAAAGUAGAAGAAACAAAAUCAGAAGAAAAGAAGAAACUGAAACCCUGCUGCGCCUGUCCUGAAACCAAGAAAGCGAGAGAUGAAUGUAUUAUAACAAAAGGCGAAGAAAAAUGCGGCGACCUCAUAGAAGCACAUAAAGCUUGUAUGCGAUCAAUGGGAUUUAAUAUAUAAAACAUAGAAGAGCAAUAAAUAUCUCAACAUUAAAAAUGUUUGUUAUAAGGAUCAUACUUCAUAAAAAAUCUUAAGAAGUCUCAGGUUAUAUAUUUACAGGUCUCCUCUGUAUAUCUCUGUAAAUAAUUUACUUUGUAGAAAUUUCUAAUAAGAAUAAAUUAUUAUGUUUAUAAAGCUACAAAA